AUGGUACAAAUCUGGAACAACAAGGAGAUCUUAGGUAACUUGACAUCUAAAUUUCCGACUUUCUUAUUGAGUGGCAUUCCUGGCCUAGAGUUUGUCCAUGCCUGGAUCUCUGUUCCUUUCUGCUGUCUUUAUGCCACUGCACUCUCUGGAAACAGCAUGAUCCUGCUUGUCAUCAUUACCCAGCAGAAUCUCCACGAGCCUAUGUACUGUUUCCUCUCUAUGCUGUCAGCUGCUGACUUGGGCUUGACUCUUUCUACAAUGUCAACAACGUUAGGUAUCCUCUGGUUUGAUGCUUGUGAAAUCAGUCUAGAUACCUGCAUUAUCCAGAUGUUUUUUCUUCAUGGAUUUACCAUCAUAGAAUCUGGGGUGCUGGUGGCUAUGGCCUUUGACCGCUACGUGGCAAUUUGUGAUCCCCUGAGGUAUGCUACCAAACUCACUAAUCACAGAAUCAUUCAGAUGGGCCUCUUAAUGAUUAUGCGCACAGUCACAUUAAUAUUACCACUACUUUUGCUCCUUAAACCCCUCAAUUUUUGUGGAGUGAAUGUCCUUUCCCAUUCCUACUGCUAUCAUCCAGAUGUGAUUAAAUUAGCAUGUUCAGAUACUCGGGUCAAUAGCAUGUGUGGGUUAAUUGAUCUCAUCCUGACCACAGGAGUAGAUAUACCAUACAUCGUCCUGUCUUACAUCUUGAUCAUUCGCUCUGUCCUCAGUAUUGCCGCCCCUGAAGAACGACACAAGGCCUUUAGCACCUGUGCCUCCCACGUUGGAGCAGUUGCUAUUUUCUACAUUCCCAUGAUGAGCUUGUCCUUGGUGCAUUGCUAUGGCCAGUCAGCCCCCAAAGCAGUCCAUUCGAUGAUGGCCAAUGUAUACCUGCUCUUGCCCCCUGCGCUCAACCCCAUCAUCUACAGUGUGAAAACAAAACAGAUUCGCAAGGCUAUACUCAGGUUUCUCCUUAAAAAAUAA
This is a messenger RNA of Vicugna pacos (alpaca), 960 nucleotides long. Its product is annotated as olfactory receptor 51F1-like. Gene Ontology annotation, molecular function: G protein-coupled receptor activity; olfactory receptor activity. Lineage: Eukaryota; Metazoa; Chordata; Mammalia; Artiodactyla; Camelidae. The record is from RefSeq and is a predicted model, not a curated record. Gene Ontology annotation, cellular component: plasma membrane. Gene Ontology annotation, biological process: G protein-coupled receptor signaling pathway.